Messenger RNA from Candidula unifasciata, 384 nucleotides. Lineage: Eukaryota; Metazoa; Mollusca; Gastropoda; Stylommatophora; Geomitridae. The record is from the annotation of a GenBank genome assembly.
AUGUACAUGAUGGGGAAUUUGGACAGCCGCCACCUCGACCAUGGACACAACCGUUACGAUAGUCGGGGAGCAGGGCUGGAGUUGCAGAGAAAACCAUCGGUUCCGGUACCACGGCUACCUAUGCCAGAUGGAAAUGAACUGGAGAGGAGGUUUACCAAAGUGCUGACUUCUAUGGACUUGCCUCCUGACAAAGCCAAAGUUCUAAAAAGUUAUGAUGAUGAGAGAAAAUGGGACCUUAUUUGUGACCAGGAACGUGUGCAUGCCAAAGACCCACCUCAUGUGUACCUGGAUAAACUGAAGACUUACCUUGAUCCUAAGGCAACCAGAAGCUCAAGGCAGGCCAUGUGUAUAGCCAUUCACACGAUGAUUCCAGUUCCCUUUAUU